Vigna unguiculata (cowpea) is the source of this 745-nucleotide messenger RNA. Its product is annotated as AT-hook motif nuclear-localized protein 17-like. The record is from RefSeq and is a predicted model, not a curated record. Gene Ontology annotation, cellular component: nucleus. Gene Ontology annotation, molecular function: minor groove of adenine-thymine-rich DNA binding; DNA-binding transcription factor activity. Lineage: Eukaryota; Viridiplantae; Streptophyta; Magnoliopsida; Fabales; Fabaceae.
CUCACUCUAUAUAUCCAAUUCAACAUCCCUUUCUAUUUCAAUUCUCACAUGCAUCCUCCUUUUCUACCUUAACAAUGGUUCAACCAAGUGAUGUAACUCCCUUAUCAUCCACCCCACUUUCUUCCUCCGAUGACAACACCUUUGAUGAUGCUAUUGAUUCUUCCUCUCAUCCAAAAUCAUCCUCUUCCUCAUCAUCAAAGAGGGCACGUGGUAGGCCUGUGGGCUCCAAGAACAAACCAAAGUUAACCCUUCUGAUGAACCAAGACAAUGAGCAUGUCAAAAAACCUAUUUUCAUUCAAAUCCCUAAAAAUUCUGAUGUGAUUGAGACACUGAUCCAAUUUUCCUGUGAUUACCAAAUUAGCAUCACAAUUCAAAGUGCAUCAGGAUCUAUUCUGAAAGUCUCUCUCCGUGACAAUGAAUCCAUAACUUCUACUUUCAUUGUUUAUGGACCCUUCACAUUAGUUUCCCUCAUUGGCACUUGCAUAAACAACAACUCUUAUACUGUUUCAUCAUUGUCUAAUCUUGACACUGCUUCUUUCUUUAACAUUUCUUUCUGUUCAAAUAUAGGUCAAAGCUUUAUUGGGGUUGUUGGAGGAAAGGUUAUUGCAGGUGAUGAUGUUGUUGUGGCUGCUACUGUUUUCAACAACGAUGAAAAUAACCAAAGCGAAAACCAAUGAUGAUCAUGGAAAAAAGAUAAGAAAGGUUAUUAUUCAUGUCAUCUAGAUGACAAUUAAAUAAUGUUAAA